This is a messenger RNA of Colius striatus (speckled mousebird), 6181 nucleotides long. It is a transcript of the gene SYNGR1, whose product is annotated as synaptogyrin 1. Bases 1403 to 2020 code for a protein of 205 amino acids. NCBI's taxonomy places the organism in Eukaryota, Metazoa, Chordata, Aves, Coliiformes, Coliidae. The record is from RefSeq and is a predicted model, not a curated record. Gene Ontology annotation, cellular component: synaptic vesicle membrane; neuromuscular junction. The transcript is spliced from 5 exons.
CGCGGAGCGUGAGGCGGUACGGGUCGGGAGCGGGGCCGAAAGAGCGCGGAGGCGGCCUCUCGCGGGGGUUACGCCGGGGCUGUCGCGACCCGGAUGGAAAACAGACCAACCAACUAACCGUAGGUGUCUGGCGGCCCUCCUGGGAAACGUCAGUGCCCCGCGCGCCACGGCGGAAAAGGGUGUAGCGGAGUUGAAAGUGCGAAAGGAGAGGGUGGAAUGCGGUAAAGUGCGUGCGCCGCCUCUGCAGGUGUUCUAAGCUGCGGGUCUUUAUAACCGUAUGCAAAGCCCUGACGGCCCCCGCGUCAUCAUCCCGACGUGUGUAACGCCAGAAACUGCGCCCCACUGCAGCCUUCCUCGCUGAGCAGCGUCCGAAAGUCACCUUCUCGUAACGAGCUGACAGUGAGCUACCCCACAACACCCCGACGUGGCGUUUAACCGGGUCUGUUAAAUGGCUCCGGAGCCGCAGGGAGCUGCAGUGCCCCCUCCCCAGAGUCAAAAAGCACCCGACAAAUCCUCACUUGGGCUUGCGAAAGCUGUCAGGCAACGACGUGAAGAAAUGCGGUAACACACCAAACCAAAAUCAAGGCGAUAAAAUAGGUUUCCCUGCUAACGCUGGCACCCGUUACUUCUGCAUGCAGCCCAAAAUAGAGAAGGACACCCCGUAACUUCUGUCCUUUCGUGCAGGGACACACGUUCCCAGGCCGCUGGUGCGUUCGUCAGGGGCUGCCUCGUGCUGCGUGCUCCCACGGUGCUUGGUACAGCGCUGCUCCAAACAGAGCCUCUGUGUGCUGGUGUUGAACUCAUAAUAAACAAUAAAACCAAUGAGGCUAAAGUUAGGCUGUGAAAAAGGAACUGGAAAAAUCAGACCUUCUGUGGGGACCUGCCUGGAGCUGUCGUUAUUCAUGCUAUUACGUUUCUUGCUCGGUCUACAGCUGUUCCAGCACACAGAUAAAGCACCACCAGGACCAGCCGUUGUCUCUGAGAGGUGUUGGCCAGCUCAGCCCACGUCAGAAACCCAAAAACAUGGGAGCUGGUGCUGGAGCAUCUCUUCAGGGUAGGAGUGAGGCAGAGCUGAGGUGAAACCUGAACAGGGAGGGAACUAGGGAGCAAAAGAUAAAUUAUUCACUCUCUCUCCGCCAGCACUGGGAAAUCAGACCCAGACAAAGAAGCUCCCUCAGGCUUCCCUGCAUUGGGAAUCAUGUGAGCACUGUUGGAGGGUAAUGUGAUGUGGCACACGUCUGCAGAUGAAACAUUCCCAAAAAUUCCUCUGGUCCUCAGACAGAAAUCCUACACCUCCCGCUGAGGAGGGGGAAGAUGGACCACCUUAAGGGACUUGGAGUGGACCCACGUCUGAGGGGGACCACAGUACUGCAUGGAAGCCACUUGAAUUGCCACCGCGGGGAUGCUGACCUGCAAUGUGUUCUCCAUCGUGGUGUUUGGCUCCAUUGUCAAUGAAGGGUACGUGAACCGCAUGGAAGAGACGGAAGAGCACUGCAUUUUCAACCGCAAUCACAACGCCUGCAACUAUGGCAUUACCGUGGGUGUCCUCGCCUUCCUCAGCUGCCUUCUUUACCUGGCUCUGGAUGCCUACUUCCCGCAGAUCAGCAGCGUCAAGGAUCGCAAGAAGGCAGUGCUGUCGGACAUCGGAGUCUCGGCCUUUUGGGCAUUCCUCUGGUUCGUUGGCUUCUGCUUUCUGACCAACCAGUGGCAAGCUUCAAAACAAGAGGACAACCCAAUGAAUGAGGGAGGAGAUGCAGCCCGAGCAGCCAUCACAUUCUCAUUCUUCUCCAUCUUCACCUGGGUGGGCCAGGCAUUCCUGGCGUAUCAGCGUUUCCGGCUGGGUGCCGACUCGGCCCUCUUCUCCCAGGACUACAUGGACCCAAGCCAGGACUCCGGCAUGCCUUAUGCUCCCUACACGAACGAGGAGGAUGCUACAGACGCGGUGGGGACUUACCAGCAGCACCCCCCGGCAGAUGCUUUUGACACCGAGACACAGGGGUACCAAACGCAGAACUACUGAGCCGCCGAUGACCCCUUUCCCACCCCCUUUCCCUUCUGCCCCCUUUCCCACUGCCGGCAGAAAGCCGAGGCACAAACCAGACACAAGCGUGCGUUAGUGGCACAAGAGGUGGCUCUCAGCUAUGCUCCAGCCUUCUGGGUCAUCUGUUUUUAUUUAUUGUUUUUUAAAAAGGAAAAAAAAACCACACCCCAAAACAACACACACACACACAAAAAAAAAAAGGUUUCCCAAUCACCUCUUCCUUCUCCUCCUCCAGCAAAACUACCUGCCAGAACCAAAUGCUUCCAAAAUCUGUCACUGCAUUGUGACAGGAAGGUCCCUGCUUCCCUCCUCUCCCUCCUGCCUUGCUGCGGAGAGCAGAGUCUGGCCUGUGGGCAGGAGAGGGGUUAUGGCACCAGCAGGAGAGGGGAGGAGGUGUUGGAGGCAGGAGGGAAGGAGUGAGAGGGACUGGGGACCUUCCAAGAAGAGAUGGUGUGGCCAAAGGCUGGAGUAGGUGUGGGAGCACCCGAGUGUGGCUGGAGGGCUUGGCAGCUCGGGGAAGGGGAGGUGUUGGAGUCAGCGUGCAGGAGUGUGAGGGGAGGUGUGGGGCCGGGGAGGAGCCCCAAUGACAUCCCCUGUGCAAAGACAGCUCUUCUCUGCCCCAUGCUAGGGAGGGAGGGGAGCUUUAUUUUUAAAGAUUUUGAGGAGAAGUGGUAUUGGGGGGUGGGGGGGAGCACAAAGAGGUAAAAUGGAAGGAAAGGAGGAAGAUUUGCAGGUACAAUCAAGAAACCACAGGCGUGUCUGUAGGUUACAGCAAGAGACUUACAAGAGAGCAGAAGGGCAGUGCUGUGAGAGUCCCUCCUUCCCUUUGGAUUGAGGUGGAGGUGGUUCCUUCCCCUCACCUACACAUCCUGCUCGCCACUCACUCUUCUCAGACCAGUGUUUGGUGAGGCAGGAGGGGAGCCAUACCUGGUCCCUUGCCCCCCAACACAGUGCCCGUGGGAGGAAGGACGGAGGAAGUGGGCUUCUAGGGUGCCCUGAGAGCCCUCGUCCCCAACUGGGCUGGUUUGAGGGAAAGAGGGGAGCUUUGCCAUUUCACUGUGGGCAGGAAGAGGAGAAGAAAAGCCAGUUUGGCUCUUCAGGUCUAGUUGAACCCUCCUCCAUUCUUCUGCUACCACAUUGCAAAGCCUCUUGCUGACACCAUCUUUGUAGCACAUAGGAAUGGAGCAGGACUCCCCCCUGGAAAGAAACACUGCUGCUGGGAUGGCCAGCACGUGUCUGGCUCUUGCACAAGGAUGCAACCAAGCAGGGAAGGGUCCUGCCUCCCACUCAAAUGGGUAGGCAGGUGUCUUGGUGUACAGAGAAUUGGUUGGGACCAGACUGAGCUCUCUAGAAACUGAUCUUACCGUACUUGACGUAGACUGUUCUUUAGUGCGUCUUCUGCAGCAUCUCAGGUUCCGGCUGUCUUUAAAGCCUCACCUAGGUGGCAGCAGUGGCUCUCAGAUGGAGCUCAUAGGGACAUCAUUCCACUCUCCUCCUGAUUUUACUUUGAGACAGCUAUGGAAGCACACUCUUUAUUCUGGGGUAGAAGUAAGGUCUAUGUGUGAAGAUGGCCCUUAAAGGGAAAUAACUCAUCAAUAGCCACCUGGACAGUUCUCGCCAGCACAGACAUCUCUGAGCACAAGAAGCAGGAUAUUGCCUCCAAGUAGCAGAGAGCAGGAGCAGAUGCAAGAUGCUACCCUCGAGCAUCCAGCCUAGUCUCAGUAGCACCCUUAGUCGGGAGGAUGACACAUAGAUCUGGCCUGCAGUUGCAUGAACAUCACAUCUGGAGGACACAGAGGUUACUGGUCCUUUCCCUCCUCUCAGCACAACUCCUCUCCAGCUGCCCCAUAAGGAUGCGGAAGGAGUGGAAACCAUAGCGCUGCAGGCCCCAAGAGGGAAGGGGAGCAGUUGUUCUCUGCUGAAUAUAGGCACUAUUUCUACGUGCUCCUCUCAGCAGGCUUGUGCUGCUGGAGGCUGUCCCCAGGGCUUGUUCUCCCCAUGGCUUGCCCUCCCUUGCUGGUGGUUAAGCACUGGUGAGGAUGGGAGAGGGGGAUCAGCUGUCCCCGUGCACGCACCAGGAGGGAGUGGGCGCACAUCCCUUUGCUCUGUGGCUGUGAGCUAAAGCAAUACUGUAAAUAGGAGGGAUAUUUUUUUGGAGGGAAGCCCCCCUGGGCUUCUUUUUCUGUGGGCUCAGCCUAAUAUUUAGGCUUGGGAGGGGGUUACUUUAUUGAGAGAGGUUCGUUAUGACUGUGGCUGUGGGGGGAGCUCCCUCCAGUCUGUCUCUCCCGCUGGGGGAGAGGAAAGAACGAAUGAUGAGGUGGAGGAGGAGAAAAAUUAGUUGUACUCACCCAGACUCAUCUGUGUCAUCCUUCGUGCUUUCGUUUUGGGUGGUGAUGGGGAACCAAGAGGAGGAGGAGGCUAUAAAUAACCAUCCCUCAGCGCAAAAAUGUCUUGUACUUUUUGGAAGCAAGUGCCCAUCACCUGUCCCCUCUCCAUGGGGAGGGGGGUGAGGGACCAGGCGCAUGAGGAGAGGUACAGACCAUAGGUGUGUGGGGGGCGGGGGGGGCGGUGCUCUGCUUUGGUGUGUAGCACAGGAGCAUCUUACAUGCCCUUUCUCCCAUCACAGUUAUGUAGAUGGUUGAACACCAUUUGGGGCUGACUAAUGAGCAAGCUUUUUCUUUAUCUUCAUUGGCUUGCUUCUCUCAUGUGACCAGCUUCUGGUGGGUUUGAGGUAGGAAUGAGCCUCCCCCCCGUAGCUGGCACCUCAGUGAGACAUGAGCCAGGUGGCUUUAUCCUCUCUGUCCAUUUCCUCCUUGAUUUGUAUCACAGGAAAGGCAGUGGCAUGGCAGGGGACACUACAGUGGUAGAUACUCGGGCAGCUUCUUGGUUUUGGGACAAGACGUUAUCUUCCUUGUGUUGAGAUGCUUUCAGCCUUUGCAGCAGAGGGUGGGUAGCGACAGACCUGGAAGUGGGACUCUCCUUGUUUGCAUAGAGCUCUUUAAAAUGCAGUUUCCAGUGGCAUUUGACUGUUUCUGCAGAUGGUGAGAGGUAGGGACCUAUCCAAAGGGCCUGUUAUCUUACCUUGGGCGCUUCUGGUAAGGUGCCGCCUGUUUCUGGUGAUCGUAGGCAAGACCAGGUGCCGCUUGUUUCUGGUGAUCAUAGGCAAGACCUGAGUAGCUGGCUGGAACGUGCCCCUUUUAGAUCCUAACCGUGGGUGAGAUCAGCCCCACUCGAGGGAUUAGGAGAUCAGAGGGAAGGCUGUGUGAGCGAAAACGAUAAGGCGGCUUUCUUCCCCCUCUGCCAUUCGUCCAGAUUACAGAGGAUUAUGCCUCCCCUGUUGGGAGCAAUGGCCCCUUGAUGUCUUCUUAUCCCAUGAAGCCCCCGAGUAAAGGACCAUUUUGUGGAAGUAAGGUCUGUGAAGGGCAAAGGGAUGAUGAAACUUUGCCCCUGUUCUACCCGCGGUUUCAGCCUCCUGACGUGUCCCCAGCCCACGUCCCCACCACGCUGUUCAUCACCUCAUCACACCCCCUUCCCCUCCUCGUUUUCUCCUGGCAGUUCCCUCAGGGGAGGAGGCAUCUUUGCCCCUACACCCUCGCAAGCACUUGGGAGGGCCCGGGAAGGCAGUGUUGUGGGGUGGUUCCCGUGGGAGUCUCGGCUCCGGUCCCCAGAGCAGGUACAAGGCAACGAGCCCAGCGAGGCCACCUCGUGCAGCAAGUCCAAGCCAUCCAUCCAGACAACCCCCUGCUGCCUGCGUGGCAUCUGUACCACCCCCUGGGCUGCCCUGCCCCUUCCCCUGCCGCGUUACUGCCUGUGUAUAGUAUAUAUAUUAUAUAUAUAUAUUUAAAAAGAUGUAUAAUAUAAAGCUAUACAUAUAUACGUAUAUACGAUGACUCAUGGAUGGCCUGCCGCAUACAGGAUCCCUCUGAGUGGUCUUGUCUCAGCCCGAGUGUCCCCUCACCCCUCUGCCCCCUCACCCUCCCCGUCCGUUCCCGAGUCCAACUACAGCGAACCCCGCCACCUCGGCACCUGUGUUUACAAUGUCCUAUAUAUUUGUGGUUAACAAAGUGAAGGUGGUAACUACUGGUGUCUCAAUAAAGUUAUGACGUUCAAAAUAACCAAACUAUAUGGAGAAAAAGAAAA